This is a messenger RNA of Etheostoma spectabile (orangethroat darter), 1095 nucleotides long. Its product is annotated as immunoglobulin lambda-1 light chain. NCBI's taxonomy places the organism in Eukaryota, Metazoa, Chordata, Actinopteri, Perciformes, Percidae. The record is from RefSeq and is a predicted model, not a curated record. The coding region runs from base 134 to 1084 and encodes 316 amino acids. The transcript has 8 exons.
CUGAUGGGAGAUGUGAGGAGCUGUUAGGACCACGUGGCCCUCGUCUGAUCUCACAGCUCGUCCUUGUUUGGCCUCAGCUGCAUCAGAGCUCCACUUCUCCCCAGGUUCCCCACAGGAAACACCACGGAACAAAAUGCUUCUCCUCCCAGCUGCUGCUCUGUGCUGUCUGGGUUCAGCGCUGGCUGCCAUGGCAACACAGCUGAUUCAGGAGGAUUUAACAUUGACCAGGAGAGUUGGUGGAGACGUCUCCUUCAGCUGUCGAGGCACUGAGAAGUGUGAUGGUAGUUUUGUAAACUGGUUCCAGAAGAGAGACACAGAAACAUUCACAAGGAUUCUGCGUAUUAACCGGCCUAAUGGUGGCAUAGAUAAGAGAUACAAUCAUCCUCAGGAAGAUGAUUUCUCAGCUGUGAAUAAACAGAACGGCUGGGAGUUGCAGAUCCAGAAAGUUAAACUGGAUCAUUCAGCCUCCUACUACUGCUCCUGUUGGGUCCCACACCCAGGACGAUGGUACUACUUGAUCUUUGGCUCUGGAACUAAACUGGUUGUAACAGAUGAGCCGGUAGUGAAGCCCGUGGUGAGCGUGUACCCAGCAGCACCCAGAGCCCCCCUGGAGGGGAAGAGCUCCCUGCUGUGUCUGGCCUCAGCCAUGUUUCCUCCUCUGGUCCAGUUCUCCUGGAAAAGACGAAGGGAGGACGGUCCUCUGGAGGAGCUGCCCCCUGCUGAGGGAGAGCAGCUGGAGAUCAGAGAGUCGGGACGCACCGCCGCCAUCUUGAUGCUCCAUCAGCAAGAGAACAGCACGUAUAAAUACCGCUGCUACGUCCACCAUGAGGGGGGGACAGUGGAGGCCCACACAGAACCAGAGGUUCCAGCUCCAGCAGCCUCCUGUCCUCCAGAGAGAGAUCCACCAGACCAGCUAGCUCUGCAGCGAGCUGACUCAUCCUUCCAGUUGCAGUACCAAGUGAAGUUGUUCUGUCUGCUGUACACACAGCUGAUAGUGAAGAGUCUGGUGUUCUGCUGUGGACUCUCCCUGCUGAUGAUCCUCAGAAACAAGAGACCGUCCACCAAUUGCAAAUAUGAAGACUGAUUUCUGCUCAU